AUGUUUAACCUUAUAAUAUUAUUGUUGGUUUAUUUAAUAGAAUUUAUAAAUACAACUCCAAUAUCAUCGGAAAAUAAUAAUGGUAUCAAAUUUAAAAGAAUCGGUGGUACAGUUGCAUGGGAUUAUGAAAAUGACAUAGUUCGUGGUUUAAAUUUAGGUGGUUGGUUUGUACUUGAACCUUAUAUAACACCAGAAUUAUUUGAAGCUUUUGGAACCGAUGAGUCUAAGAUUCCAGUUGAUGAAUAUCAUUAUACUCAAUAUUUAGGUAAAUCUGAAGCUUUAAAUAGAUUACAACAACAUUGGUCAACGUGGUAUACUGAAGCUGAUUUUGAACAAAUGAGUUACCUUGGUAUUAAUUUAGUUCGUAUUCCAAUUGGUUAUUGGGCUUUUGAUUUGUUACCAAAUGACCCUUAUGUACAAGGUCAAGUUGAAUAUUUAGAAAAGGCUAUAAAUUGGAGUAGAAAACAUAAUUUAAAAGUUUGGAUUGAUUUACAUGGUGCAGCUGGAUCUCAAAAUGGUUUUGAUAAUUCUGGUUUAAGAGAUCAUGUUGAUUUUCAAAAUGGUGAUAAUACAGAAUUUACUUUAAAUGUUCUCAGAACUAUACUCAAGAAAUAUGGUGCACAAGAAUAUUCUGACGUUAUUGUUGGUAUUGAAUUAUUAAAUGAACCUUUGGGACCUGUUUUAGAUAUGAAUAAAUUAAAACAAUUUUUCACUGAUGCUUAUUGGUAUUUAAGAAAUAAAGUUCAAUCAGUUAUGCCAGUUGUUAUACAUGAUGCUUUUCAACAACCCGGUUAUUGGGAUGGAUUUUUAACUGUUGAUGGUGGUGCUUGGAAUGUUGUAAUUGAUCAUCAUCAUUAUCAAGUUUUUUCACAAGGUGAAUUACAAAGAAAUAUUGCUCAACAUAUUCAAACUGCUUGUAAUUGGGGUUGGGAUACUAAAAAAGAAUAUCAUUGGACUGUUGCUGGUGAAUGGUCAGCUGCUUUGACUGAUUGUGCAAAAUGGUUAAAUGGUGUUGGUAGAGGUGCAAGAUAUGAAGGUCAAUAUGAUAAUUCUGUAUGGAUUGGAUCUUGUGAUUUUGUAAGGAAUUCAACUCCUGAUCAAUGGCCAAAAUGGUAUAGAACAAACGUCAGAAAAUACAUUGAAGCUCAAUUAGAUGCAUUUGAGUACACUGGAGGCUGGGUUUUUUGGAAUUUCAAAACGAGCGGCAAAAUAUCUGCUGCUGAAUGGGACUUUCAGAAGCUCACAUAUUAUGGAUUGUUUCCUCAACCAUUGACCGAUAGACAAUUUCCAAAUCAAUGCAAUUUUCCAAGCAAAAAAUAA
Messenger RNA from Insectozyma verbasci, 1320 nucleotides. Lineage: Eukaryota; Fungi; Ascomycota; Pichiomycetes; Serinales; Debaryomycetaceae. The record is from the annotation of a GenBank genome assembly.